AUGUCCUUCGAAGCCGGCUCGCUCGAAGACGUCGAAGCUUGGGCGAAUCAUGAGUUUCCGGCGUAUUUUGCGGAAGUAAUUCGCACUGGAACGUCGACGCCUUUCAACAUGCUCGAUUUCGACGGAGAGUAUGUGGAUGCAAAGGUCGUCCUGCAGCCCAUGCUCGUUUCCGUACUGGAAGUCGGUACUACCACCAGCGACCAGACCGUAUACGCUCGCGUCUGCGGAAACAACGAUGUCGAGCUCUUCAGCGGCCACGAAAUUGAGUCCCUAACAGAUGCCAGGAAGCUCCUUCGAUACAUGAAGCCGAUUGUAGAUCUAGCCGAUAUCAAUCUGAACGCGCCUUUCAGUUACCCCGUCAAAAUCGGACAUCCAGCUGGCGUUGAUCGACUCGAAACUCUCAUCCGGUAUCUCUACCUCAAAAACGGUGAAGAUACCGCAGUGCAACCUAAGCUCGGGUUCUUCAAAAUGCACUUCCGAGCUGCUUGCCACGACGUGGCUCGUGGCACUGGCGCUGUAGUCGAGGCUGGUGAUAUGGACGACAGCGACACCCUGUUUGGCGACUCACCUCCCGAUCUCAUCGCAGACACCGACAUCGCCGGCCUUCGCGACAACCCGGCCGCAACUUCCAUCUUCAACCAACAUGUACAUGCCAUGGACGAGAGCUACCACGACUUUAAAACGAGUAUGUUGAGACAAUUUGGCGCGAUGCAGACUGUCGACAGGAACCACAUGGCGCAGCUUCAGGCUCAGGUCCAAGAUCUUGAGCACAGACUUGCUGUGGCAGAGGAAGGACAGAUGAAGUUGGGGAAAGAGCUGGAAGGGGAGAAGACAAAAGCAAAGACUGCAUCGGAUGAGGCUGCCCGAUGGAAGGCGCAAUAUGAGGGCUUGAGAGGGACACUACAAGCCAACAUGCCGAGAUCUCAACCACAACAACAUAUGAGCCUUGGGUCCGUCACCGCCUGGGCCAGCGCCCACUUCAGGGACGACUACCUCAAGAUCCCCAAGCGUAAAGACUACACCACGUAUCUAAUCUGUCUGCCAAAGCAACACUCGAACAAAUCGUCGCUGACAGCCAUCAUCGUGGGAACAGCCUUCGAAGAAAUCCGUCCAUACUUCGGAGCCACUGUCGACGUCCUGGCUUGGGUGAAGGACGACCGCGUCGAAGUCGGUUACAUCACACAGCUCGGCAACAAGACGAAUGUUGUGGUGUACGAAGAUAUCAUCAGCAGUCGCAUCAGCUUUCAAGAGCCGUUUUGCUGGAUCCUUGAUGCUGCUGAUGAGACAGCAAUUCGACGUUUCGAGGCGCUCGUUCACCAUGCAGCGAUGCUGAUGGGGUCUAAGAAGGCUAUCAAUAGCAACUACUAUGAUGAGUUCAGAGAUCACUUCCCGGGCGCGUGUCGCGAUAUUGCGGAGGUGGCGGAGAAGAGGAUUGAUAAGUGGAGGAGGAUCACUGCCCCGCUUGAGUCGAACGAGCAUGCUGCUUCAACUUCCCUUCUGAAUGGCGCAGCAAACGACACUACAAUGGGAGUGGGUGAACGACACCAACCCAGUCCUAGCUCGUCUCAGCCCGUCACGAUCGACCUUACCGACGCCUCCUCUACUACCAAUGUAGUUGCACCAAGUCUCGAGCAAAGCAAAAUCUCACCCUCUACUGCGGCGACUACACAAGGGAACGAGAUCAGCAAAGCCCGGGCUACACUUACAACCAAGAUGAACAUCACCAUGAGGCUACACGCACGUGAGAAGGAGCAGCUGCAAAAGAAGAUCCGAGACCUGAAGAAGGCAUUGGCCGAAUCCAUAGAACGUGUCGCCAACGCGGAGGAAGAAGCCAAGAAAGCACAAGACAAGACCAAGGAGGCGCAAGAGAAGGCCGAGCGAGCGCGACUGCGGAUGAGUAAGGCACAGGUGCAAGUCGAGAAAGCUGAAGCGGAGACGGCGCGGGUACGAGAAGAGGCGAAGAAAGAGAUUGAGAAGGCUCAAAGUGAAGCAGCGACACUGAGAACGCAACACUCUGCCACUGCAAAGGUACACGUACAGGAUGAGCUCAAGCUGCGUAUCGAGAUCCAGCACACAUCGACUACUAUCACGAGUGGGACCAUGAAGGCGACCCAAGAUACAGCGAAGACACACGAAGAGUUGAACAAAGAACAACAAGAGAUCGCUAGACUGAGGGGUCAUCAAACGAACGCCAAAUCCCAAGCCAACACGGCGGAGGCAUUCAACCUGGCUCAUGAGAUACGUCCACGUGAGAAACAACAAUUGCAAACGCUCAUAUGGGACAUGGAGAAGCAAUCAGCUAGGGAAACGUGUUUGAUUUCGAGGUUGAGAGAAGAUUUAACGAAGGCGCAGAAAGACAACAAGGCAGCCAGAGAGCAGGCAAGAGGAUGGGAAGCCAAGUUCACGUCCACUUUCGCUGCACGCGUAGAAGCGCAGAACCAAGCUGUAUUUUGGCAUGGCCAGUAUGAUACGAUGGUCGGUAAACUCGAAACUAUGCGUCAGGUUGCAGAAGCCUGGGAGGCGAGGUACCAUAUGGUGAAGGCUCUGAUGAAGGAAAUGCCUGCUCUUCAGCUCCAGGGUGGAGAACAACUCGGAGGCCAGAUGGAGGGGCUGAUCGGAGCCCAAGAUGAUACCCAGGAUGGCGGUCAAGGUGCAAACCAGGUUGAAUACCAGGCUACGCAAAUCGAGGAGCAUGGGGGUCAAGAGGGCUGGAUGGAGCAACUCAUGUCAGCAGCGCAAGUGGAUUGA
Messenger RNA from Macroventuria anomochaeta, 2748 nucleotides. RefSeq lists its product as uncharacterized. The record is from RefSeq and is a predicted model, not a curated record. Bases 1 to 2748 code for a protein of 915 amino acids. The transcript is spliced from 4 exons. Lineage: Eukaryota; Fungi; Ascomycota; Dothideomycetes; Pleosporales; Didymellaceae.